This is a messenger RNA of Nasonia vitripennis (jewel wasp), 1531 nucleotides long. It is a transcript of the gene Dip3, whose product is annotated as dorsal interacting protein 3. The transcript is spliced from 3 exons. Bases 340 to 1119 code for a protein of 259 amino acids. Gene Ontology annotation, molecular function: DNA binding. The record is from RefSeq and is marked provisional. Gene Ontology annotation, cellular component: nucleus; transcription regulator complex. Lineage: Eukaryota; Metazoa; Arthropoda; Insecta; Hymenoptera; Pteromalidae. Gene Ontology annotation, biological process: regulation of transcription by RNA polymerase II.
CCGCCGCCGGCGCCGCAAACGGCCCACCGGAAAAAUCCAGCUCCGCAGCCGCACCGCAGGCGAUCUCUCCGUCUCUUUCUAAACUCCGCUCUGUCGCUGCGGCGACGUUGGCAUGCGUUUCUCCGCAGUAGUGACGCCGCGCCGCGCACACGAUCGUCCGCCGUGAGAAAUUUCAAGCUCUCCGCACCUAACCUCAAAAUCCAGCGAUAUAACCUCCACCUGCUGUAAAUAUAUCAAACCGGCAAGACGGCGUUCAACUCGUUUUCCUCGGGCGGCAAGAGCCGCGCUGUAGCGAGCAGCAACGGCACGUCCGGCCGACGUGCGGAAGGGCCAGCAGCGAUGACCUCGGUGAUGUUCGACACCGAGCGCUUCAUCGCCGAGAUCCAGAAGCGGCCGGUGAUUUACGAUGUCAACUGCGAACAGUACCUGGACAAGGGCGCCAAGGUCGACGCCUGGGAACAGGUCUGCGAGAUCAUGGUGCCCAAGUGGCGCUUGUUGUCCGACGAGCUGAAGAACGCCGAAGAGAAAAUCCUGAGGGGCAAGUGGAGGAACAUACGGGAUUACUUUAUGAAGGAGCUGAAGGCACAAAAGCUGCAGAAAAACAAGAUCGGCGGAAAGAAGAGGAAAAGGUACAUGUACUUCGAGCAGCUGCAGUUCCUUUUGCCGAACGCUGAACAGGCGGCCAACAAAAAGAUAGAGCGUUCGAACGCUGCACCCCAGCACAAACAGGAGGAGCUCGAUAUCGAGGAGAAUCCAUUACAGCCACCCUCCCUCAUGGAGGAAGAUUACGGAUUGCCGUUGACGCACGACAGCCUCACCGAAGACUAUCCAAAUGAGGUUAUCAACGACACGGGCGUCGUGAUUCCGAACGACCCAAUGUACUCGCAGUUUCCCAAGUCCAUUUGCGAGACCUCGAUGGCAUCGACUACCGAAGAUUACCCGGACCCCAUUAACAGUGUUUUUGCGAGUAAGCAAUCCGUAGUAGACGAGGAAGACUAUGACAAAAUGUUCCUACUGUCGUUGUUACCGAUUAUGCGUAAACUGCCCGAGGAGAAAAAGCUCGACGUCAGGAUACAGAUGCAACAAGUUAUUGCACAGGCCCUCAAGGGAAGUCAGUGAUUGUUAGGGACAGACCACUUUAAGUAUAGGAGAUUUAUGCGAACGAUGUUAAUUAUAAACGUGUUAUAUGUGCGAGAGUUUGAGAGAAUAUAUAUAUAUAUUCAAGAUGAAAUGUUUGUAUAAACAUAAAUUAUUUUUUCUACAUUCGUUACGUGCUACAGUCACUUUUCUAUGUAAUGUUUUUUGAUUAUACUUGAUGUAAUUCUGUGUUUGUACACUGACAAAUGCAUAUUUGCUGGAUAAAACUUAUACGCAAUGUUAUACACCGUCGGUCGGGAAGAAAUCGAGUCGUCAGUUUGCUUACGACGAGCAGCAAUUUACCAGAUGUCAGCACCGCGCUCGAUUUUACCCAGAUACUUUUUCAUGUGGUAUGCGAUUUCCUUGAUCGCACAAUAAAUACUAUUUUCUAAUA